Molecule: messenger RNA, 5509 nt
Organism: Pecten maximus
Lineage: Eukaryota; Metazoa; Mollusca; Bivalvia; Pectinida; Pectinidae
Product: pregnancy zone protein-like
Exons: 36
Coding region: 149-4663 (1504 amino acids)
Cellular component (GO): extracellular region
Molecular function (GO): endopeptidase inhibitor activity
Source: RefSeq, a predicted model, not a curated record
CAGAUAGCAGAGAUAAGGAUACACAUACAACACAGAAGAAGAAAAUGCUUUUGUGAAUUUCGUUUGGAUCCUUAUCGAUACAUCCACCAAGUCAAGACGCGUUUAGUGACUUUCUAAAGACUUCGUAAAGAAAAGAAUUCCAUCCGACAUGGGUACCUCCAUGUUCGGACUAAUAGUGGGCGUGGCCACCGUCACACUGUGCUCUGCUUUGAAUUCCUAUAUCGUCACCAUGCCUGAAACUAUCCGCCCAAACCUGGAUACCAGGGUUUAUGUUCACAUCCUGAAGUCGGACGGCCCAGUCGACGUCACGGUAACACUACAAAGGAGCGACCAAAACAAUGUGACAGUAGCUCAGACCUCAAAACAAAUCUUACCGACAAGUGAUCCUAAUAAAAAUGGCGUAUCUACCUUAAUUGAUGUCCGGGUACCCAGCCAUCUGACAGAGGGAAAGUAUGGCAUGAAGGUUGAGGGAACUGGUGGUCUUACAUUCGCUAAUUGGACCGAACUUAAAUUUGACAAGAAGAGUUCCUCCAUUUUGGUCCAGACCGACAGAGCAAUGUACAAACCUGGACAAACAGUGCGCUUUCGAAUAUUUGGGAUGCUACCAGACUUGACAGUGUUAGACAAGCCUAUUGAUGUGUCGAUCGUUGAUCCCAAUAGGAACAAGAUACAGCAAUGGAAGGGUUUAUCUGACCCUAGUGGCGUCAUCACAGAUUCCAUGGUGAUGUCAGAUCAUCCUGUAUUGGGUGACUGGGUGAUCAAGGUCAACCAAGGGGCUGAAAGCAGGGAAAAGACGUUUACUGUAGCGGAAUAUGUGUUACCAAAGUUUGAGGUGAAAGUCAUCCUUCCGCCAUUUGGAGUGACAACUGACAACACUAUAACAGUGAAAAUAUCUGCAAUGUAUACAUUCGGAAAACCGGUGAGCGGUUCCGGUGUAUUCAGGAUAAAAAGGAAAUAUGCAAGUUGGUGGUUACAGAGAAAUAAGGAUUACGUAGAAGGCAUUGAUCAUCAUUUCAAAAUAAAUGGGGACUACGAGACGAAGAUAGCCCUGAGUGAGAUCCGAAAGAUUGACUCUAGUCUGGCAUGGACAGACUUUAUAGUGCAGGCUAAUGUUACCGAAGGUAUAACAGGCUUACGUAUGAACGACAGUGAGGAAAUUAUGUUCUACAACAGUCCGGACAAAAUCAAGUUCGCAGAUUCCAUCCCUAGUACCUUCAAACCAGGCCUCAAGUACACUGCCAUUUUGAGGGUAACACAGAAAGAUGACAGUCCUAUCCCCAAUACUUUGACACGUGUUAAUGUGUCUGUCAGCUACCAAUUUAAGCUUCCGCCAGUAACCACCACUCCAACCCCAUCCACGACGACAACUUCAACUCUACCGCCAUCAUCACCUCCUAUUGAUAUCGAUAUAAAUGCCACAGAGACGUUGAAUCUUACCCGCCUCCCCGAGCCAGAAUUAAUGGAUGUGUGGCCACCAUUUGAACGCCACAUCUACCCGCGUUACGAAACAGUCAACGACGAGCUCCGUUCUUUCGACGUCCCUGCAGAUGGACUUAUCGACUUUGAUAUUUUGGUACCCGACAACGCUACGUCCGUCAGUAUCGUCGCCGAGUACAAGAAGGAAAAGGACUAUAAAGACCUAAGUUUAAGUGAAUCGCCGUCAAAGAGCUAUGUGCAAGUCAGCCUCCUUACUGACAAGCUGAAGCCAGGGACUGAUGCGAUAUUUGAAGUAAAAUCUACCCAGAGUGUCCCAGAGGUCCGAUACCAGAUAAUAUCUAAAGGUAUGGUAUUGGACGCUGGUACUUUCGAUAUGCGACACCAAACUCAGGGUGAAUUCCCUCUGAUGAUUACUCCUGACAUGGCACCAAAAACGAGAAUGAUUGUACAAUACGUCAGAGAGGACGGAGAAAUUGUAGCUGACGGAAUCACUUUUAAAGUUGAUGGUGUCUUUAAAAAUCCCGUUGCUAUCAAUUUCGAUAGAAAAUCCGCAAAACCAGGAGAAUCCGUUCGUGUUGACCUGGAAGCCUCGCCGAAUUCUCAAGUCAAUGUACUAGCUGUGGAUAAAAGCGUCCUUCUAUUAAAAACCGGAAAUGACAUCACAGAGGAUGAGGUAACAACUGAACUGCAGUCCUAUGAUAACGCCGGGGGAGGCGUGUUCCCUAUGUUCUGGAUGUGGAGAUGGCCUGUCUCCAGUGGAGGGCAGGAUGCAGCUGAUGUCUUUGAUAACAACGGCAUCACAGUCCUAACUGAUGCUCUACUCUACAAGAAACCCGAUGAAUGGGACGUAGCGUACGAUACCAUGCCAAUGAUGGCCUUCGGAGCUAUGGCAGUGAUGGACUCGCCUGUAGAUAUGGAUGUACGUGGAGCAACUAUGGAGAAGGCCAAUAUCAAGCCGGAAGAAUCAAAACUGGCAAAACCGGCGCGUGUUCGCAAGAAGUUUCCAGAAACAUGGCUUUGGGAAAACGUUCAAUUGGGGAACACCGGACAGACAGAACUAACAGUGACUGUUCCUGAUACCAUCACGUCCUGGGUGGCAACUGCUUUUGCCGUUAAUAAGGAUACUGGUCUUGGACUGUCUCCGAGUCCAUCAAACCUGGAAGUAUUUAUGCCGUUUUUUAUUCGAAUGAAUCUUCCCUAUUCGGUUGUUAGAGGAGAGUUACUCGUUUUACAAGUCGAUGUGUUUAACUAUCGGAGACCAGCAUGGACCCUCGUCGUCAUGGAAAAUAACCCGGAUAUAAACAAUGUAAUUUCUACCCAGUUUGGAUGGACAGAUUACUCUACCAGGGUGGGCAGGUGGAUGUGGGUUGAAAGUGGAAAGAUCGCAUCUGCAUUCUUUCCGAUUAUACCAAGGAAAGUUGGAGAACUCAAGAUAAAAAUCAACGCCUUUGGACUGAAAUUCUCUGAUUCCGUGGAGAGGAAGUUGCGUGUAGAGCCUGAAGGAACACCAGAGGAGUUCAACAAUCCUGUACUUAUUGACCUCUCCUCAGCAACCACUUUAACGACAAGGGUCCCCAUCGACUUCCCACCCAAUUCCGUCGACGGUUCCAGGCGCGUGCGGGCUGCAGUGAUUGGUGACAUCAUGGGACCGUCGAUCAGUGGUCUUGACAAGCUUCUGAAGAUGCCUUACGGAUGUGGUGAACAGAACAUGUUGAACUUUGCCCCCAACAUCUUCAUCCGACGUUAUCUUACUAUCACCGAUAAACUGACGCCGGCCAUUGACGCUAAGUCAAAGCAGUACAUGAUUAAAGGUUACCAGAGGGAAAUGACAUAUCAGCACAAAGACGGGUCAUUUAGUGCUUUUGGUGAAAGUGACAAAUCCGGAACUACUUGGCUGACAGCCUUUGUUGUGAAAUCGUUCGCCGAGGCGUUUGACAUGAUUACGAUAGAUAACAGAACCGUUGUGAGGGCUGUACAAUGGUUGGUCAAACAACAGAAUCCCAACGGAACAUUCAAUGAACCUGGUAAAAUCCUCCACAAGGCUAUGCAGGGUGGAUCUGCGUCAGGCGAAUCCUCACUCACGGCCUUUGUACUUAUAGCGAUGACGGAAGCCGGCGUUAUCCCGGGGGUAAACGAGACGACAGCGAAGGCUAGAUCUCUUGCUCUUCGUUUCCUGGAGGACGAGGUGGAAACCAUGACUUUGUCUCCUUUAGAUGUGGAUGUUUACGAGUUGGCUAUCAUAGGGUACGCGCUGUCCCUGUCCGGCAGUACCAAGGUGGAGAAAGCCAUGGUUCCUAUAGUCACAAACGCCGUUAACGAGGAUGGAACAAUGCACUGGACACGACCUGAAGAAGAACCACAAGUUGAGUAUCCAAGAUGGCGCCCAUCACACAUCCAGUCUAAAGGAAUAGAUAUCGAGUUAACGUCCUAUAUCAUGAUGAUAUACACCAGGAGACCUGAUACGGACAACGCAUUACUAAUAUUAAAAUGGCUGUCGGCUCAAAGGAAUCCGGAUGGAGGAUUUUCGUCGACACAGGACACCAUUAUAGCUCUACAGUCACUGGCUGACCUGGCGGCCUUGAUAUACAAACCGGACUUCAACAUGAGAAUUCAAUUAACAAAUGCCGAAAAUCAAGACUUGUUGCACGAAUUCCAAGUCUCACCUGCAAACGCUCUCACCUUUCAAACUACUGACAUUCCAGAAAAUGUACGACUAGUGGAAAUAGCGGCUGAAGGAGUAGGGAUGGCUGUGGUCGAGGUCGCCACCUACUUCAAUGUUAUGGAUGAUUUGAAAGCGAAGUCGUUCGAUGUAAACGUGACGCUGAAGGAGGAGAGUAUGACGGGUUUCCUGGUAGAAGUCUGUGGACGGUGGAUGAAGAAGGGUGCAAGUGGUAUGUCUAUAAUAGAGAUCGGCUACCCCAGUGGUAUGGAACCAGACACCGACACACUGAAUACUGUCAGAGCACCAGAAUACAAACGAUUAGAGACGGCCGCUAGAGGGCUUGUUCUUUACUUUGACGAGUUUAAUUCGGAGGCUCAGUGUGUUAGUAUUUACAUGAUGCGUGUCGACAUGGUGGCUGAGCAGAAGCCUGCACCGAUCAGGAUAUACGAUUAUUAUGAUACAAGUAAACAAUCGACGACAUUCUAUUCGUCUGAAGUGUUGGCUAACUCCGGCGUCUGUGAUGUCUGUAAAGACUGCUUCUGUAAACGUCAGAACACGCCGUAAACCAGAUACCUAAUGACAGUUUGUGGACGAUGAUGUAGUGACCCGAUCCGGAACAGACGACGUGGAAAAAAAAAACAGUUUGCGACACAAAGUACCAUUAUUGUUUUUGUACUUGACGCUGUAAUAUCUUAUCAUCUAUCCCUCAGUUUUAUUUCUUUGUAAGGACAUUUUCAAUGUACAUGGCGUCAGUGUACAGCUUCAAAUGCCAUUUGAAUGACCCCUGUCAAUACACAUAGUGUCAGUGUACAGCCUCAAAUGUCAUUUGAAUGACCCCUGUCAAUACACAUAGAGUCAGUGUACAGCCUCAAAUGUCAUUUGAAUGACCCCUGUCAAUACACAUAGUGUCAGUGUACAGCCUCAAAUGUCAUUUGAAUGACCCCUGUCAAUAUAAACGGCUUAGUGUACAUCUCCCAUUAACAUGUCAUUGACCAUUGUAGUUGGUUUGUAAAUACAUUUUGUAAGCAGUUUUGUCUAUGGCAAGCAUUCCUCCUAUUAAUACACGCGUUUUAUAUUAACGAUAAAAGAUAACUGAUGUUAAAUUGAAUCUUAGAGAUAAGGAUACAAAUGUAGUUUCCGUUAAGAUAAUGCUAAUCUAGUGAAGACAUUGUACAUAUAUGUUAAUUAGAAGUAGAUGAUUAUUCAUAUGACAAUACGUUUUGUACAAUAUUAACUGUUGUCAGCGCCCACACUCACGAUAAGUUAUCAUUUUCAUUUUUCUGAUCAGAUACAUCUACUUAAUUUACCUAUAGUCAUCAUGUACUAGGUCACAUUUUAAUACUGUUUUAUUAUAUGUUUGUAUAUUGAUAAGACUCACAGUUGAUAAUAAAUUUGUGUUUUAUCAAUUAA